Numida meleagris (helmeted guineafowl) is the source of this 1047-nucleotide messenger RNA. It is a transcript of the gene SELENOM, whose product is annotated as selenoprotein M. Bases 222 to 578 code for a protein of 118 amino acids. The record is from RefSeq and is a predicted model, not a curated record. Lineage: Eukaryota; Metazoa; Chordata; Aves; Galliformes; Numididae. Gene Ontology annotation, molecular function: oxidoreductase activity. Gene Ontology annotation, cellular component: endoplasmic reticulum lumen. The transcript is spliced from 3 exons.
GUGGGGUGGGACAUGAUGGGAUGGGGUAAGGACGUGACGUGACGGGACUGGAUGGGAUAAAGCGGGGGAAGGACGUAGCAGGAGGAGGACGGGAUGUGACGGGAUGGAGACGGGAUGUGACGGGGGCUGGGAUGAGCUAGGGUGAGGACAGGGAACGGGACGGGAUGUGAGUUUGUAGCAGGAUGGGAUAGGGGUCAGAGCAGGGCGAAGAUUGAGAUGGGAUGGGAGGAGGAUGGGGGACGGGGCCGUUCCGCUUGGCACUGCCACUCCUUAACAAAUCACCCAGCCAUAACCUGGAGAUGAAGCACCUGCCCGGCGCCGACCCUGAGCUCGUGCUGCUUAGCUACAGAUAUGAGGAGCUGGAGAGAAUCCCCCUGAGUGACAUGACCCGGGAGGAGAUCAACCAGCUGGUGCAGGAGCUGGGCUUCUACCGCAAGGAGACUCCCGAAGCCCCUGUGCCUGAGGAGUUCCAGUUUGCCCCUGCCAAGCCACUGCCCACCCUAAUGCCCCGCAGAGCUCCUGCAGCCGACAGCAAGACCCUGUCUGAACAGGACAAGAAGGACCACCCAGACCUGUAGGCUGGGGACCAUGCCACAGGGUGGCAAGAGUGUGACCGGGAAGCAGAGAGAUGCUCCCUGCUGCUGCCAUUGUUGCUUGGUGCUCUGUAGCCUCUGUCCCAAGGGUGCCCUGAGCGGUGCCAGCCUUGGGCAGAGGCUCCUGAGCACUGGGGACAUCCAAGUGAGCCCUAUGUGCCUGACACUGCCUUCCUCCUGAGCCACGCAGCCCAGCCAUUCUGGCAUGAUUGGUAUGGAGAAGCAGAGAUCUUUUUGCUCCUUUCCCAUGCGCCAAGGUUCAGUCAACUCGUGGUGCCGGACAGCAGUAUCCUACCUGCACAGGACAGAAUGAAACUCUCAGCAGAAAGCCCCACGUGCUGGGAGUAGAUGUGCUGAGUCCUGGAGGUGGGACAGCUGCCUCCCGGGAGGCUAUGGCUUUAUACCAGCAGGGCUGCCUCUAUCAAGCACACAGUAAAGCCCUUGCCUACCAUCA